AUGGAGGCCGCCGCAAGCAUUAUUGCAUUUGUCCAAAUCUCGACAGAAAUUGGGAAAUGCGUAAUCAAGACGAAGAGGCUGUGGGACCAAGCCCAAGAUCUACCUCAGGAAACGCAGCUUCUUUUGAAACGUCUACAAGGUUAUAAGUCUAUAUUUGAAGCCCUAGAUCAGCAAUAUCCGAACCAGCAAUCCUUCACUAUGUUGCCUACGUUUUCGCUGGUGCAAGAUAACUUAAGAGCUUCAAUGGAGGCGCUGGAGCUGCUUAGACAAAACGCAGAUCAUAUAUCCUCGAAACUCGAAGUCAAGACUGGUCUGAGACGGAAGGUAGCCGCUGUGAAGAUAACCAUUGGAAAGGAAAGCUUAGAUGCUCUCACCACCAGACUGAACGAGUCAAUAUCAUUGCUGAACUUAGCGAUACAGGCUUGGCAUAUGACUAUCACGAUAAUGACACCUGAUCUAAUUGCAACUCAGCUCACCAAAACACUCAAGGACCAUUUAGGAAGCUCUAAACUUGAGGAAACCCCACAGACCGAGGCCCAAAAGCAAGAUGAAUCUCGCUGCAAUGUCACAGAGAUUGAUGAAUCUCAACUGUCACGUAUACCGAAACACGGUUCAAAGCUCAACAAGAUACAUACCCUUUCUAAAUUCGGUCGAUUAGCCAUGGCAUAUGCUACUACCACUGGUGCGUGGCAAGCGUAUCUCCAAUUGCCAAGUUGGUUUUCAUCGUCCGUAUAUGAACUACAAUCGACUCCAACUGGCUACGGUUGGACAUACAACUAUCGAGUGUAUAAUGUCGUCUCAUCCGAAUCUGAGAUUAUCCAAAGAAUAGAAGGAGGAGAUAGGGCCGGUGUUCUUGAGCUAUUCGGAAACCGGAAAGCGUCUCCGUUCGACAAAGAUGAAAUGGGACAAUCUCUUCUUUAUUACGCUGCGGAAAGCAAAAACUUCGACAUCUGUCAGCUGCUACUUAGCUUAGGGCUUCAUGAAGCUUUGCUUGAGAAAGUUGGCCCCGAAAAGAGUGCAUCAUCAGCGCCAGUUUUCAAUCCCGAUCGAAGCAACCCGGAGAAAAUAUGGCUAAAGAUUGCAGGUUUAUUUCAGUCAUAUAUGGAUGAGCCAGAGACAAGCAUGGUUCUGCGUAUGUUCGACUAUCAUAGAUCAUGCGAUUAUAUGGACGAGUAUAUUAGAAUCUUUCAGCAAAGAUUCUUGCCUAAUUUCUAUAAUGGCCCGCUCAUCCAUCGUCUGGAAGCUUUCCGGCUUGGAUCUUUUCAUUGUCAAACGCCAACAACACUCUCCUACCUUCUCGCACGAGAUCAGAAAAUCACCAGUUUCGACGUUGGGGAAUCAAGUCGCACUGGGGUUUCACUCAUGCACUCGGCAGCUGUGGCACUCGGUAUUCGUUUCGCAGAUGAAGUUCUUCCGUGGGUAAGAGGUUGGGCCAUGUGGGACUUAUCACUCUUUAACAUGGGAUGGGAUCAGUUGGUGCUGGAGGUAGCCUCAGUUGCCAGACUGGAAGAUUUACACACGGUCGAGGUAGUGCAGCCCUGGGAUGUAUAUCAGGUUCCAACCUGGAAAGGCACACCGCUGAUCUCAGUUAUUGGCGGAGCUCUCUGCUACCUUUCUCCUGAUAUUGAAUUCUUUCAUUGGGAUAAUGUGUUCCAAGGUUGCAUCCAGAAGUUUGUUUCAAUCUUGCAGGAGAGCGGAGUUGACCUGAUGCUCUACGGAGAACAAGAGUCUAUCAAUAUUAGCAAACACUUUCGCGCAGCUUUCGAUUCAGACGCAAUCGAGGCAUCGAGGAAUGAAGUACGGAACGUGCUGCCGUCAACGAGCGCGCGCCAUACGUUUAGACGAGUAGAGCGAUCCGGUCGAGAGAUAUGGAACAACAACCAUUGGAUACCGAUUCGACUCUUAGGACUCAAGUUUGGUCCGACCCCUAGUGAAUGGGAAAUAGUUUGGGCACCAGAAUUUGAAUGGAUGGCAAAAGAGUUCUGGCAGGUGAUAGAGAAGGAGACCAUCACGAUGCCUGGGUCGUGGAUUGAUGGAUGA
This is a messenger RNA of Fusarium fujikuroi IMI 58289, 2040 nucleotides long. RefSeq lists its product as uncharacterized. The transcript is spliced from 4 exons. Lineage: Eukaryota; Fungi; Ascomycota; Sordariomycetes; Hypocreales; Nectriaceae. The record is from RefSeq and is a predicted model, not a curated record. Bases 1 to 2040 code for a protein of 679 amino acids.